GGUGGCGGGGCGGGGUCAGACCGAGAUGGCGGUGUGCGCAGGCGCAAGACUUGGGCUCUUGGGACCGGAAGUUAAGGCGUUCGCGGCUUGUAAAUCCAGGGCCUGAAAACCCAGAAUGAACUUGUGUCCAUCCCAGAGAUCACUGCAGGUAUCAUGAGGUACCCUUUGUGUCAUCAGCUCAAGCAGUCCCCUGACCACUUUAUCAUCUGUGGUGGUCCUGUGCCGUGACUAGGAGGAAAAAUUAGCUCUUUGAAGAUAAAGUGGUUCUCUGUUGCAGGCACUGGCCUCUUAAAUUGUUGCAGGUUGGGAAUGGAUGAGAAUAUUUGUUUUGGGUGAUCAGAACUGAGACCCCCAUUGUGGAUUAGUAACAUGCCUCCUCCUAGAACAAGAGAGGGCAGGGAUCGCCAAGACCACCACUGGGCUCCCAGCGAGGAAGAGGCCUUGGAGAAGUGGGACUGGAAUUGUCCAGAGACACGUCGCCUCUUGGAAGAUGCCUUCUUCCGUGAGGAGGAUUACAUCCGUCAGGGUUCUGAGGAAUGUCAGAAGUUUUGGACCUUCUUUGAGCGCCUGCAGAGAUUCCAGAAUCUCAAGACCUCCAGGAAGGAGGAGAAAGACCCUGGACAGCCCAAGCACAGCAUCCCAGCGCUGGCCGACCUACCUCGCACUUAUGACCCAUGUUACCGCAUCAACCUCUCUGUUCUUGGCCCUGACACACGGGGCUCUGGGGGGCUGGGCAGGCACUUGCCUGCUGAGAGAGUGUCUGAGUUCCGCCGGGCCCUGUUGCACUAUCUGGACUUUGGCCAGAAGCAGGCAUUUGGGCGUCUGGCCAAGCUGCAGCGUGAGCGGGCAGCCCUCCCCAUCGCCCAGUAUGGGAACCGCAUCCUGCAGACACUGAAGCAGCACCAGGUGGUGGUAGUGGCCGGUGACACCGGCUGUGGCAAGUCCACUCAGGUGCCCCAGUACCUGCUGACUGCUGGCUUCAGUCACGUGGCGUGUACCCAGCCCCGGCGGAUCGCCUGCAUCUCACUGGCCAAGCGUGUCGGCUUUGAGAGCCUCAGUCAGUAUGGCUCACAGGUCGGCUACCAGAUCCGCUUUGAGAGCACGCGUUCGGCGGCAACCAAGAUUGUGUUCCUGACGGUGGGCCUGCUUCUGCGACAAAUCCAGCGGGAGCCCAGCCUGCCCCAGUACGAGGUCCUGAUUGUGGAUGAAGUCCACGAGCGGCAUCUCCACAACGAUUUCCUCCUGGGUGUCCUCCGGCGCCUGUUGCCCAAGCGGCCUGACCUCAAGGUCAUCCUCAUGUCGGCCACCAUCAACAUCUCACUCUUCUCCAGCUAUUUCAGCAAUGCUCCUGUGGUACAGGUGCCCGGGAGGCUGUUCCCCAUCACAGUCGUGUACCAGCCACAGGAGGCAGAGCCGACCACGUCCAAGUCAGAGAAGCUGGACCCACGGCCUUUCCUGAGGGUACUGGAGUCCAUUGACCACAAGUACCCGCCUGAGGAGCGGGGUGACCUCCUCGUCUUCCUCAGUGGCAUGGCAGACAUCAGCACCGUGCUGGAGGCCGCCCAGACCUAUGCCAGCCACACCCAGCGCUGGGUGGUGCUGCCCCUGCACAGCGCCCUGUCUGUGGCCGACCAGGACAAGGUAUUUGAUGUGGCGCCUCCUGGAGUCCGGAAAUGCAUCCUCUCCACCAACAUCGCUGAGACCUCAGUCACCAUUGAUGGGAUCCGCUUUGUAGUAGAUUCUGAUUUUGGAUUUCCGGAAUUGGGAUGCUGGAAGAUGACAUGUGGGACCGUGGACCAGUGGCAACAUCUUAAUUUUUCUCACGCCUCCCAAGCCUGCUUCUGCCCUGGGGCCUUUGCACUUACUGUUCUCUCUGCUGAGAGCUGUCUUUCUCCAGGGAAGGUGAAGGAGAUGAGCUACGACCCGCAGGCCAAGCUGCAGCGGCUGCAGGAGUUCUGGAUCAGUCAGGCCAGCGCAGAGCAGCGGAAGGGCCGGGCAGGCCGCACGGGUCCCGGAGUCUGCUUCCGCCUCUAUGCUGAAUCGGACUAUGAUGCCUUCGCCCCCUACCCGGUCCCGGAAAUUCGGAGGGUGGCCCUGGACUCCUUGGUGCUGCAGAUGAAGAGCAUGAGCGUGGGGGACCCCCGAACCUUCCCCUUCAUCGAGCCCCCACCACCAGCCAGCCUGGAGACUGCCAUCCUCUACCUCCGGGACCAGGGGGCCCUGGACAGCUCAGAGGCCCUCACGCCCAUUGGGUCCCUGCUGGCCCAGCUGCCUGUGGACGUUGUGAUUGGGAAGAUGCUGAUCCUGGGCUCCAUGUUCAGCCUGGUGGAGCCUGUGCUCACCAUCGCGGCCGCGCUCAGCGUCCAGUCGCCCUUCACCCGCAGUGCCCAGAGCAGCCCAGAGUGCGCGGCAGCACGGCGGCCGCUGGAGAGUGACCAGGGUGACCCCUUCACGCUCUUCAACGUCUUCAACGCCUGGGUGCAGGUAAAAUCUGAACGAAGCAGAAACUCUCGCAAGUGGUGCCGCCGCCGGGGCAUAGAGGAGCAUCGGCUGUACGAGAUGGCCAACCUUCGGCGCCAGUUCAAGGAGCUGUUGGAGGACCACGGGCUGAUGACUGGGGCCCAGGCCACACAGGUGGCGGACAGCUACAGUCGGCUGCAGCAGCGCCGGGAGCGCCGGGCCCUGCACCAGCUGAAACGCCAGCACGAGGAGGGCGCGGGGCGCAGGCGCAAGGUGCUGCGGCUGCAGGAGGAGCAGGACGGCGGCUCCAGCGACGAGGACCGGGCUGGCCCAGCCCCCCCAGGGGCUGGCGAUGGCGUGGACAUCCAGGAUGUGAAGUUCAAGCUCCGGCAUGACCUGGCGCAGCUGCAGGCUGCUGCCACCUCAGCCCAGGACCUGAGCCGCGAGCAGCUGGCUCUGCUGAAGCUGGUGCUGGGCCGGGGCCUGUACCCACAGCUGGCUGUCCCUGACGCCUUCAACAGCAGCCGAAAGGACUCAGACCAGAUUUUCCACACACAGGCCAAGCAGGGGGCCGUGCUGCACCCCACCUGCGUCUUUGCUGGCAGCCCCCAGGUGCUGCAUGCACAGGAGCCGGAGGCUGGCAGCUGCGAUGGAAGCCGAGACGACAAGGACAAGAUGAGCAGCAAACACCAGCUCCUCAGCUUUGUGUCCCUGCUGGAGACCAACAAGCCAUACCUGGUGAACUGCGUCCGCAUCCCUGCCCUCCAGUCCCUCCUGCUUUUUAGCCGGUCCUUGGACACCAACAGUGACUGCUCCCGCCUGGUGGCCGACGGCUGGCUGGAGCUGCAGCUGACAGACAGUGAAAGUGCUGUCCGGCUCCUGGCGGCUUCCCUGCGGCUCCGUGCCUGCUGGGAAGGUGCCCUGGACCGGCAGCUGGCGCAUCAGGCCCGGCGGCGGCUGGAAGAGGAGGAGCAGGAUGUGCCAGUCAGCCCCAAGGAGGUGGCCACCCUGAGCAAGGAACUCCUGCAGUUCACAGCAUGCAAGAUUCCUUACAGCCUCCGGCGGCUUACGGGGCUAGAAGCCCAGAACCUGUAUGUGGGACCCCAGACCAUCCCAGCCACCCCCCAUCUUCCUGGCCUCUUUGGCAGCUCCACCCUGUCCCCCCACCCCACCAAGGGGGGCUACGCAGUUACCGACUUCCUCACCUAUAACUGCCUCACGAGUGACACGGACCUGUACAGUGACUGUCUCCGAACCUUCUGGACCUGCCCCCACUGUGGCCUGCAUGCGCCCCUCACGCCCCUGGAGCGCAUCGCCCACGAGAACACUUGCCCUCAGGCCCCACAGGAUGGGCCCCCAGGGGCUGAGGAAGCUGCCCCCGAGACCCUCCAGAAGACGUCUGUCCUGCAGAGGCCCUACCACUGUGAGGCCUGCGGGAAGGACUUCCUGUUCACACCCACAGAGGUGCUGCGUCACCGGAGGCAGCACGUGUGAGCCGGGCCGGGAGCCCUGCCCAGCUCCCUGCAGCCUCCCUGCCUUCCAGCCUAGGACUAGGGGCAGGACUCCUGCCUGAACCCCCAGCCUGGGCUUAGCCCUGUGGUCCUGUCCCAGUGCAGAGGGGCUGGAGCGUCGAUUGUGAAUAAAGCCUCACAUGCUGACACACACUGUUAAGCCUGCACCUGCCCAUCCAAAAAGCAGCAGCUGCUCCAUUAGUCCUCCCCAGGGUCUAGCUUUCCUUCUUCCUGCUGCAGGGUGCUGCCUGAGGGGUCCUGGGUAGGAGGGGCAUUAGAGCCAGCAGGGACCUCCCAUGUCUACUGGUUCCAGGUGCAGGUUCUUAGCACCUCCGCAGCCACUCUCUCUUGAGUCCAUCCUCAGUCUCUGCUUCCCCUUGAAGUAGGGGGACCCUGAAUUUGCCCAUCCACCUGGGUCACUUUGAGAGUUGUGCAGGGGGGCUGGGGGCACUGGUGUUCACGUGGGAUCACAGGCUGCACCAUAAGACCCAUUCCCAAUAAAAAAGAAAAGAACAGGC
Rhinopithecus roxellana (golden snub-nosed monkey) is the source of this 4489-nucleotide messenger RNA. RefSeq names its product DExH-box helicase 34 (gene DHX34). The record is from RefSeq and is a predicted model, not a curated record. Gene Ontology annotation, cellular component: intracellular anatomical structure. The transcript is spliced from 18 exons. Lineage: Eukaryota; Metazoa; Chordata; Mammalia; Primates; Cercopithecidae. Gene Ontology annotation, biological process: nuclear-transcribed mRNA catabolic process, nonsense-mediated decay. Gene Ontology annotation, molecular function: ATP binding; RNA binding. Bases 370 to 3954 code for a protein of 1194 amino acids.